AUGAACGACGGACUGACCGACAAGAUGCUGACGACGCUCGCGGCCAGUCGACCGUGCGAAAAGGCCAGCGGCGACCCCGAUGGCGACGAGUUCAACGACGACUGCGACGACGAGCUCCUCAAUCAGGUCCUCGCCGCCGUCGAAGGCACCGACACCACGUCGAACCUGCCCGUCGCGCAGCACAAGCGUCACGGCGGCACGGCUCUCGGCUUGCCUCUGGGCCCGCUCUUCGCUUGGAAGGGGCUCGCAAAGCCGGCCUCGCACGCUGCCUUGACCGAGCAGCAGGUCCGCGCCAUCAUCGACGAGGCGAAGAGAGACGACGGGGGCAAACGCAAGAGGGGACCGACCGACAACGUUCCGGGCGCGAAUAGCGAGGGAGAGGUCGAGGAGAGGACCAAGGCGGUCCCCCGCUUUCUACCGUUCAGCUUUGCCUCGUCGGCGUCGUCGCCAUCGAUCGCGCACCUCGCCGUCGCACGCCAGGGAAUGGGCUCACUCCGUCCGCCCGCCGCCGCUGGAUCCGCCUCCAGCAGCACCAAGGCGUCGUCCAGCAGCGGCGGUACCACGGCAAGCUGCAUCGAGACUACCAGCACAUCGAGGCCGGACUCAACUAAGGGCCUAGGCACACGAUUCUCAUCGCUCGACGACGACAAUGACGACGAGCACUACUGGUCGCCGUGCUUGAACCGCCGCACCAUCAAGAAACGAGCCAUCACUACCUCCUCUGACGUCGACGAGCUGGAAGAGACCGAGUCUCUGUAUGACGAGGCAGAGGAAUCGGCACCUCUGGCAGCCUCCAAGCUUCCCACUCACGGCCCGGCGGGAGCGCCCCUGCCAGCGGCCAAACAGACCUCGACCGGCCGAGCCGUUGUGCUUCCCGAUGCAGUCCAGCCCCACGACGGAGUGCAGCGAGAACGAGCGACGACCUCGGCAACCUCGGAUGCGCCGCGGGCCAAUGUGAUUCUCACCGCAAGCACCCUGCGCCUCGAGGUGAUCGAAUGGGCAUGGAUGGGCAAGGCCACGGGCCGGCGCCUCCGGUGCCGACACUGCAGCAAGGCGCCGUAUUGCGAGCCGCCACCGGUGGGCACUAGGACACGGUGUCAACGUUGCUGCGAUGUGCACGCCAGCGGGUGCAAUGUGGGCAACUACCUGCUGCGCGGUCGACGCUUCGACGAGUACUGCACCCGGCGCCACCAGGGACGUUCGCCCAGGGAGGCGGUGCUCGAGACGUUCUUCCGGUCGGGGACGGAGCUGCGCGUCGAUGCUGCCAUGCCUGACCCCCCGGCGAUGUCCAGCUCCAAGGCCCGUGGCGGCGGCGCGAAAAUGCACGUCAAGGCCCGCAGCAGCAGCGGCGGUGGCGCUGGACUAGCCCGACCCGUGUCCGGUGGUGGAUCACACGAUGCCGUCAGGCCGGGAGCAGGUAGCCGCGCCCGCCCUACCGCUACCGCUGCGAAGGGGUCGGGCUCAACGUCGGGCCGGGCUUCUUCUUCAUCCUCUCGGGCCGACAAGGGAGUGGCCGUGGUGGUUCCGAUCGGUUCGCAGCGCGUGGGCGGAGUGCCGCUGCCGCCGGCGUCGCAGGUCCGUCGGGACCGGGAGUCGCUGUCGGCGAUUGACGAGGCGCUGCUGGACCUGCAGAGCCAGGUUGAAGGGGCGGAUGGCGACGUGCUGCGCAUGUUUGCCUACGACGGGGCGCUGCACCGGAUCUCGGCGGCGCGCAACAUUGGCCUCAACCUCAAGUACCACGGCCGACGCUCUGCGUAG
Pseudozyma flocculosa PF-1 is the source of this 1758-nucleotide messenger RNA. RefSeq lists its product as uncharacterized. The transcript has a single exon. Bases 1 to 1758 code for a protein of 585 amino acids. NCBI's taxonomy places the organism in Eukaryota, Fungi, Basidiomycota, Ustilaginomycetes, Ustilaginales, Ustilaginaceae. The record is from RefSeq and is a predicted model, not a curated record.